AUGAAGUCCUUCUCCCUUCUGGGCUCUUUGGCCCUGUUGACUGCCCGCUCCUGGGCUUUGCCAACCGAAAGCCCAGCCGCCACGCUUCAAGAGAGACAGAGCGGUUCAUCAUGGUUUUUGCCAAACAUUGACCACACUACGGGAGCCGUCAGAGGUUAUGUCCCCGACCUGUUCGACAGCAGUGGGAACCAGAACUUCAACUACCCUGUCUACAAGACAGUGAACUCUGGCGAUGCUACAGGUUUCGUCAAUGCCAUAUCCUCUGAUGGACCUAGCGGUGGCGCAAGAGACAACUGCUACCUGGCAGGAGAACCUCGUGUUAUCUACCUGCCCCCAGGAACUUAUACCGUCUCAAGCACCAUUUUCUUUGACACUGACACUGUCGUCAUUGGUGACGCUGCCAACCCUCCCACGAUUAAGGCAGCUUCUGGCUUCAACGGUAACUACCUCAUUGUUGGUGGCCAGGGUGAUGGCAGCAACCACCCCUGUGGUGGCUCCGGUGGUGAAACCCACUUCUCGGUCAUGAUCAAGAACGUUAUUCUGGAUACUACAGCCAUCGCUAGCAACAGCAACUUCGUCGCUCUCAGCUGGGCCGUCGCCCAGAACUGUGCUUUGGUUAAUGUCAAGAUUAACAUGCCCCAGGGCGUUCACACUGGUAUGCUCGUCAAUGGAGGAUCUACCAUCUCCAUCUCCGAUGUGCACUUCAGCUUUGGUAACAUUGGACUGCACUGGAAUGGCCACCAACAGGGUCAGAUCAAGGGCAUGUCCUUCACCGACUGUACUAACGGUAUCUACAUUGACGGCGGUAACACCAUCAGCAUCUUUGCCCCGACUUGUAACACCGUCGGCCGCUGCAUUGUCCUCAACUCCGGAAAUCCUUGGGUCGCUGUUAUCGAUGGUAUCAGCCAGAACUCUGGUGAUUUCUUCACCAGUAUCCCAAGUUUCCCCAACUUCAUGAUUGAGAACAUCUCCAAGGAUACCACCAACUCCAACAUGGUCGUCGUUGGCGGCGCCGUCAAGGUUGGUGGCGUUACUAGCAUCGGUACCUAUGUUUGGGGCAACACCCGUGGAACCAACCCGAUUUACCAGACCAACCCGACUGCUCAAGCGGUGAACAGGCCUGCAGCGCUUGCUCCUGGUGGCAGAUACCCCGUCAUCAACGCCCCUCAGUAUGCCGACAAGACUGUUGCAAACGUUGUCAACUUGAAGGAUCCCAACCAGAACGGCGGACACACCCUUCAGGGAGACGGAUUCACCGAUGACACCGCUUCGCUCCAGGCUGCUCUCAACACUGCAGCCAGCCAGGGCAAGAUUGCUUACCUGCCCUUCGGUAUCUACAUUGUCACAUCGACCAUCACCAUCCCCCCCGGAACUGAGCUGUACGGCGAGGCCUGGUCUACCAUUUCCGGAUCUGGCAGUGCCUUUGCUUCUGAGACCAACCCAACUCCCGUUGUCCAGAUCGGCAGCACCCCCGGCCAGAAGGGUGUUGCUCACAUCCAGGAUAUCCGAUUCACCGUCAAUCAGCCUCUUGCCGGCGCCAUUCUACUCAGAGUUAACAUGGCCGGCAACAACCCCGGCGAUGUUGCUGUUUUCAACUCCCUCAACACCAUUGGUGGUACCCGUGACACAUCCAUCAACUGCAGCAACGAGUCCAACUGCAAGGCUGCUUACCUUGGUCUCCACCUCGCUGCUGGUUCCUCCGCCUACAUUGACAACUUCUGGUCUUGGGUUGCUGACCACCCCUCUGACCAGAGCAACAAGGGCAUCCGAAGCGCCGUCAAGGGCGGUGUCCUCGUGGAGGCUACUGCCGGAACCUGGCUGACAGGUCUCGGAUCCGAGCACAACUGGCUAUUCCAGCUUUCUUUCCACAACGCCGCCAACGUCUUCAUCUCCCUGUUCCAGAGCGAGACCAACUACAACCAAGGCAACAACGGCGCUCCUCUGGUCGGCUCGCCUUUCAACGCUCUUUCUUCUGACCCUAACUUCUCGUGGUGCAAUGGAGGGGAUACUGUCUGCCGCAUGGGUCUUGCGCAGUACUACACUGGUAGCAACAGCAACAUCUUCCACUACGCUGCUGGAAGCUGGAACUUUAUUGGAUUGACACAGGUUAACCAAGGAAUCAUGAACUACAUCCAGACUGCUGUCACCGGUGCUCAUCUUUAUGGCUUUACCGCUGGACCCAACGUUGCAGAGACCAUGAGACUGCCCAACGGUAAUGAGUUUGGCAACGGUGGUUCUGACGGGUACGGUGGAUCUUGGCAAACACUGAUUGCCAACAUUGCCAGCCAGUCUUAGGUCGGCCUAGUCUGGUCAUGGCUUAUGUAAAUGUCUCUAUUCUGAUGUAUCUCACUUGAAACGUUUUAUACAGUCAUAAGAUACUGUAUAUAACCCUGUAUAUAGCAUUAAAAAAAAAUGAAGUUAAAUCAGC
This is a messenger RNA of Trichoderma virens Gv29-8, 2428 nucleotides long. RefSeq names its product glycoside hydrolase family 55 protein. The transcript is spliced from 6 exons. The coding region runs from base 1 to 2295 and encodes 764 amino acids. Gene Ontology annotation, molecular function: polygalacturonase activity. The record is from RefSeq and is a predicted model, not a curated record. Lineage: Eukaryota; Fungi; Ascomycota; Sordariomycetes; Hypocreales; Hypocreaceae.